AUGACUGGCACACUUUAUAAUAUCGCAAUGGAGACAGUCAGGUUUUUGGAACUCUUUAGCGGCAUUGGAGGCAUGAAGUAUGCCUUUUUCUAUGCCCUGCGCACACAUUUUAACCAUUUGGUCCCGCAUACGCAGGAUUCCACAAAUUUUUGUCAUUCAUGUCCAUCUUUUAGAUCAUUUUGCGAUGGUGAUGGUUUUCGCUCGGUAGACGAGCUGUCUCAGUCCGCGGAAGAAGAUGCGGGUCAUAAAGCUACACAUUUGCACUCAAUGGACGAGUUAAGCUUUGAUUACAUGAGUAUAGACAUCAAUAACGUGACAAAUGAGGUACUGGAGUACAAUAUCGACUCGUUUGGAGUCGAGAAGAAACACAAGGCCAUCAGCCUGGACAUUAACGCACUCGAUUUGGGCUUUUUCAAUGAGAAUGGACGGUUCCAUGUGUGCGCAAUCUCUCCUCCAUGCCAGCCUUACUCCAGGAGGUCGCCCAGUGAAUUGAGUCUCCAGGGCGGCGGUAGUUUGGAUGUCUGUGGCGAAUUUAUGGAUGAAUCCACUCAUUCUUUAGGCACAAGAGACGAUUUAAAGACGUCUACAACUCAAGGAACCGCUCAAGAGAACGAGAACUCAUCCUCUGAACCCACAGCCAAAUGUACAGAAAUGGGCACUGCAGAGGGGAUUUGUGAGCGCAUCAAGGAGAUUGAAAGUGCACCAAACUUUGACGGUAGAAGGGCGCCAAUUUUGAGGAUAACAAGACUCAUUCUUUCUACAGACCCAGAGAAGCUACCGCUUUACAUUUUCCUGGAAAAUAUCAAGGAAUUUUACCAUUCGGUAGACUAUCGCAUUUUUAUCGCAGCUUUGAGAAUCAGAGGCUACAAGGUGCUCAGCUUUAAGCUCUCAACGUUACAAUUUGGCUUCCCAAAUGAGAGGACUAGGCUAUACAUUACAGCAAAACUUGAUGGAUUCCCAGAGUACCUACGCCACUAUGGACCUCUAGACCUCAUUACCGAACUCCCAAAUAGUUUCUAUGAGAGAUAUGGAGUAAGAAAGGAGGCUCUGGUAAAGGCACCGAUUUUGGAAUUUUUAAAUGAGGAGAAUGAUGCGCACGAUUCCAUCUUCAACAUCCCCGAGUCCAUACUAGCAUGCAGAAAGUCACUCUCCUUUGACAUUGUCUACAAGGAUCCAACCUAUAAAGGGAGAAGCUAUACAAUGUGCUUUACCAAAAACUAUGGCAGAUUCAUCAACGGAACUGGGAGUGUCUGGUGUUUUGGUGGACCUGAUCCAGAGAGCUAUAAAGAUGACAACAGGCUAGAAAACCUUGCGGUAUACAGCAACUCGAUACGCUACUUUAGUCCUAAAGAAGUUGCUAGACUAAUGGGAUUCAGGGUUGAUGAACAAAAGUUUGCCUUUGUUCCAUUUCUCACAUCUCUCGACUGUGCAUGCACUAAUGGUGAUAAAGAUGGAUACACAUCGCUAAAGUUUCCAAGGAAUUUAUCAAACAAACAGCUCUAUGGACUGCUUGGAAACUCUUUAAAUCCACAAGUUGUGGCCACCUUGUUUCUGGCAACUGGCCUCUUUAAUGUUUUAUAG
This is a messenger RNA of Theileria equi strain WA, 1581 nucleotides long. RefSeq lists its product as hypothetical. Gene Ontology annotation, molecular function: methyltransferase activity. Bases 1 to 1581 code for a protein of 526 amino acids. The record is from RefSeq and is a predicted model, not a curated record. NCBI's taxonomy places the organism in Eukaryota, Apicomplexa, Aconoidasida, Piroplasmida, Theileriidae. The transcript is spliced from 2 exons.